This is a messenger RNA of Trypanosoma brucei brucei TREU927, 2532 nucleotides long. Its product is annotated as pumilio RNA-binding protein. The coding region runs from base 1 to 2532 and encodes 843 amino acids. Gene Ontology annotation, molecular function: mRNA binding. NCBI's taxonomy places the organism in Eukaryota, Euglenozoa, Kinetoplastea, Trypanosomatida, Trypanosomatidae. Gene Ontology annotation, biological process: post-transcriptional regulation of gene expression. The record is from RefSeq and is a predicted model, not a curated record. The transcript has a single exon. Gene Ontology annotation, cellular component: cytoplasm.
AUGAGUUCAACCAAAGAGCCGCUACACAUGUUCUCCUUAGGCGUAACGGAGCGCUCAUGGGACGAUGAUGAUGGAAAUGCGCAGCAUCAGCAGCGUCAACAACCGAUGCCGCUUAAGAUAGGAUCUGAGCAGGGUGGUGGCGUUUACAACAGUAACGUUGCACAGCUUCAGGCCCAUGGGCGGUCCGACUUUGGCGCCACGGGUGAAAUUCUGGGGUCGUCAUCCUACCCGUCCAAUACGCCACCACCAGGGACGGGUUCCAAUGCAAUGGGGUGGGUGCGUUACACUGCGAUGGACUUUGAGCUUCUACUCCACGAGGGAAAACAACCUACGGAUGAUAUGCGCCGUUCGCAGGUCUACGCUAAGUGGUACCAGACGAAAAGGUUAACUGAUGAUCGCGUUCUCCCGCCCCUGACAAAUCCUCGCUAUGACGCGAAGGGCGAUGCGGAGGCCCCGUGGGAUCCUGUGGUCCCCAUGCGUAUUCAAGGCCAGCAAAGCGUCGCCGGAGGCGGCGGCUCAGAGUUGGUAGGAAAAGGGGGUAUUCGUAUGGAGCUAGAUACCAAAAACCUUCAGCAGGCACAUGAGCAGCAAACGUUCAACCCGUACGCGAUGUGCUUUCAACAGCAAGACGACAAUAUAAUGAGUCCAGGAACGCAGUUCUUUGGCGCCUAUGCACCGACGCCGCUAGCAACGAUGGCAACACCAAAUACACUGCGUGCCUACGCUCACUCUCGUAUGGGCACACAGGUUCGCAACAAUAACAACGUUAACCGCGGGGAAAUUACACAAAUCAUGGCACCUGUGGCGGGGCAAACGCUUUACAACUCGGACUGGAAUGCGACUGGCGACUUCACAGCAGCUCAAGGCAUGGUGCCGAAUGUCUGUCAGCAAUAUUACACUCAAGAACAAAUGAACACCUUUGAUUAUUAUGCCGACCCGACGGUAGUUAAUUACUACAAUACGGCAACCACCAAUGUGACUGACCACACGCAGAUGCAGCCAGCCAUAAUGGCCAUCGCCCCUACGGGGGAUAUGGGUGCAUUACGUGGUCCUGCUGGUAGCGCUGGUCCAAUGGCUGGUCCGAGUGGAGGCGCUACUCGAGGUGGUAGACGUAGCGGUGGUAGGGGACGUGGAGGUAACAGCGGCAAAUGGGGUUCAGGCGCGGCGAGAGGUCGUGGCACAGCCCCUCGUGAGUCGACGCAGCCGUGCUCCGAGUUGUUGGAACAUUUCCGCACUGACGCGGCGAGUGGUGGAGUAAGCCAGUGGCGCAUUGCUCAUAUUCUUAACCACGCCGUGGAGUUUGCGCAAGAUCAAGAGGGUAGUCGCUUUAUUCAGCGUGCAGUGGAGAGCGCCACUCAUGAUGAGGUGGACGCUCUCUUCCGCGAGAUUUUCGAGUCUCCCCUCGAACUGGUAGUUGACGUCUUCGGUAAUUAUGUACUGCAGAAGCUUCUUGAGGUGGGAAAUGCGCGCCAACUUGCCUACGCUGCCACGCGCUUACAGAACAAUGUUGUCAAUCUCACCCUUCAAACAUAUGGGUGCCGUGUGAUCCAAAAGUGCAUUGAGGUGAUGCCCCCCGAAGGCCUCGAUAUUAUUCUCUCUGAACUUAGGGGCAAUGUAGCGAAAUGCAUUCAGGACCAGAACGGAAACCACGUGGUGCAGAAAUGCGUGGAGGUUAUUCCGCAACGUUGCGGCUUUAUUGUCUCGGCGUUCUCUGGACGGGUGAUGGAGUUGGCCACCCAUGCGUACGGUUGCCGCGUUAUUCAGUGCAUUAUGGAUCAUUGCCCCGACCAGGAGGAAGCCAUUUUUUCGGAGUUGCUUGAUUGCGUAGGUACUUUGGCCACAGACCAAUACGGUAACUAUGUCAUUCAACAUGUGCUGCAGCACAUGAAAGAUGAUGAAAAGGUGGGACGCAUCUUCGACGCCUUGAAGGGGAACUUCUACGAAUCCAGCAAGCAGAAAUUUGCAUCUAAUGUAAUGGAGAAACUAUUUGUGCGUGCUGACCCUCAGCAGCGUAUGGAACUUGUCAACAUGAUGUGCUCACCUAUAGGAGAUGACAGUGGUGAACCUGUUGAGGUGUUGUCCUUUAAGCGUUCGUCCGCUCCCAAAAAGGAAAAUGUUGAGAAGCAGCGCAACGAGUACGCCAAAAAGGGCCGUCGCGACAGAGAACGCGAUCGCGAGAAGGAGAACUCUCUUGGACUUGUGGUUGAAGUGCAGUUGGCGGGAAGAGAGCCUCCCAGCAUGCUUUGCCUUAUGAUGCAGAAUCCUUUCGCUAAUUACGUUGCCCAACGCGUACUUGACGCCGCUCACGUUGAUCAGUACGUUUGCCUCAUCGAUAAUAUUCAAAAGUUCCUGUUGCCCAUCAGCACCUACACAUAUGGUGCCCCAAUCGUGCAGCGUUUGGUCCGACGCGAGUUAGUAAAGGCUCCCGACGACGUUUCGCUAAAUCUCGCAGUGAGUGCUGUUUCUGCAGGGGGAAGGGGCAGUUAUGGGCACCACCGCAGGGAAGCGCGCGAGCACUUCGAUGCCGAGUGA